AAACCUUCUGCAACUAAUUAUAUUUAUAUAGUUUCUGGAGGAUUCUUCGAAACUAACAUCAGCAUGUAUCGUGGGUGAUGAACUGCCUCCCAAUUUUAUCAUCCAUCCUUUUCAUUCCAGGCUUUCGUGUUUACUUCUGCAGUAAUAACCAGUAGCAACUUAUACCAAAUCCCUAAAUCUUGGUGUUCUGUUCUUUCUUCAAGGUGAAGAACUUUACCCUUUUUGGAGUGUUGAGUAAAAUUUUGAUCUGGGUUUGGAAGUAUGGGUGGCAAUGGAGCAAAAAAGUAGUGAUUUUUAUGAAGUUUUGGGAUUGAAGAAGGAAUGCACUGAAACAGAGCUCAAGAAUGCCUACAAGAAGCUUGCACUGAAAUGGCAUCCUGAUCGGUGCUCGGCGGCCGGAAACACCAAAUACGUGGAGGAGGCGAAGAAGAAGUUUCAGGCGAUACAAGAAGCUUAUUCUGUACUCUCCGAUGUGGAUAAAAGAUUUAUGUACGAUGUAGGAGUUUACGAUAGCGAGGAUGACGAAAAUGGUAUGGCUGACUUUAUGAGGGAAAUGGCUGUGAUGAUGAGUCAGAAUAAACCCAAUGAAAAUGGAGAUAGUUUUGAGGAACUAAAGGAUUUAUUUGAUGAGAUGUUUGAAAGCGACAUCGAAUCAUUUGAUUCGACUUCACAUUCAUCUCCUUUAUUUUCAAGUUGUGAAAGUUUGAGCUCUAGUUCCUCAAACAAGCGAGAUUCGUCGGCUAUGUCAAACAUAAAAAACGAAGACCCUUUGCUUUUUGAUGCGCACUUCCAAGGAUUUUCCUUAGGGACGGGAAGAAGAUACGAUGAGAGGAGCAGCAGCAGGAGGAAAGGAAGGCAUGAUUAAUGCUUUCACCCAAAAUAAGAUUUCUUGUGAAAUUAGGUUCACAAUCACUUCAGAAUCCUUUGAUUGUCAUCAAAAAAGUUCUAGUUGUUUCUAUGUAGUUGUAUUUUCUUGUAUCAAAAUCAAGUCAAGUGGCUUUAAAUGUAUUGUUUUCUUUUAUGCAAAAGUGGGAUUUUUUUGGUUAAUUUCCAUUCUGUGUUUGAGUGUGACCACAUGAGCAUACGUACAUACAC
This is a messenger RNA of Lactuca virosa, 1095 nucleotides long. The record is from the annotation of a GenBank genome assembly. Lineage: Eukaryota; Viridiplantae; Streptophyta; Magnoliopsida; Asterales; Asteraceae.